AUGAGAGUAAAAAUAAACGAAUGGCGUACAUUCAGUCAUUGGAAGUGGGAUGGCUGUGACGUUGAAGACUUAUGUGGUAUUUGCCAGAACUACUUAGAUAAUAGCUGUCCAAAUUGCAGUCUACCCGGUGAUGACUGUCCAUUGAUAUGGGGAAAGUGUAAUCAUACCUUCCACAUGCAUUGUAUACUCAAAUGGCUCUCCUUGGAGUCCUCAAAAGGACAGUGUCCUAUGGAUAGACAGCAAUGGGAAACUCAAUGAAGAUCUACUAUACCAUCUUGUGCACCAACCGCCAUCAUGUCGACGACGACGACGACGUCAGACGAUAAAUCUUUUAAAUCUGCUAAAUCUACGUAUAAUAAUUAUUUAUUAAAUUUUAAUUUUAAUUCAAAAUAUGUCAAAACGUCGGUAGAAGAGCUCGUUGACAUCCC
Molecule: messenger RNA, 428 nt
Organism: Wallemia mellicola CBS 633.66
Lineage: Eukaryota; Fungi; Basidiomycota; Wallemiomycetes; Wallemiales; Wallemiaceae
Product: RING/U-box
Exons: 3
Coding region: 1-258 (85 amino acids)
Biological process (GO): positive regulation of mitotic metaphase/anaphase transition; protein ubiquitination; anaphase-promoting complex-dependent catabolic process
Cellular component (GO): anaphase-promoting complex; nucleus
Molecular function (GO): ubiquitin protein ligase activity; cullin family protein binding; zinc ion binding
Source: RefSeq, a predicted model, not a curated record